GCCGCCGUUGUCGCUGGUGACGGCGGGACGCGGCGGGGCCGGGGGCGCGAGCGCUGGCCUCAGUCAGCGGCGGGGCGGCCGCCGUCCGUCGGUCCUUCCGUCCCUCCGUUCGUCCGGUCUGCGGGGCCAUGGGAGGCCGAACCGAGACCGGAGCCCCCGCCGAGCGGUAGGGCCGCCGGGAACAUGGCGGAGAGGCUGGAAUGGGUGGAAAUCAUCGAGCCUCGAACCCGGGAGCGCAUGUACGCCAACCUCAUCACGGGGGAGUGCGUGUGGGACCCUCCCGCCGGGGUGCGGAUCAAACGCACGAAUGAAAACCAGUGGUGGGAGCUCUUCGAUCCCAACACCUCCCGUUUCUACUACUACAAUGCCACCACGCAGAGGACAGUGUGGCACCGGCCACAGAACUGCGAUAUCAUCCCUCUGGCCAAGCUGCAGACCCUGAAGCAGAACACAGAGUCGCCGAGGGCUUCCACGGAGAACAGCCCUGGGAGGAGCAGCAAUGUCAGCAGGGAGGGCAGCACCAGCUCCUCCCUGGAGCAGGAGCUGGAGGGCAGCGAGAAGGUGCAGGAGCAGAGGUCGAGCCGUCAGUCAACCCAGUACGCCGUAGUGAAGGAAGAAACGGAAAGUUCGUCGCCUUCCGGAGUGUUUGAGAAAGAAUAUGACAUUUAUCGGGAUUACAGUGCGGAAGGUCAACUCCUCCACUACAGGACAUCAUCGCUGCGAUGGAACGCCGGCACCAAGGAGCGGAUGCUGAUCAAGGUGACCGACCGCGAGCCCAGCUUCCUCAUGCACCAAGGCAAUGGCUACGCGCCCGAAAACCAACCGGGUACCCGUUCGCGGCGACCCUCAGGGGGCCAACAGUCGCCCAACCUACAAACCUUCGCCCCCGACACCGACAACUCUGUUUUCUUCCCGGAGAGGAAGCAGUCGCCCUUCCUGAAGAGGGCUGAGCACGUGGGCAGCUGCUCGCCGCUGCUCGGCCGGGGGGACUCCUUCUGCUCCCCACUCCAAGCCCAGCACCGCAAGCACUCGAGCGAGUCUCAACCCUCCUCGCCCCGCUACGCCUACGAGCCCCCCCUUUACGAGGAACCCCCCAUGGAGUACCAGGCUCCCAUCUACGACGAACCCCCCGUGGACAUGCAGUACGAAGCCAGCGGGAGCUACAAAGCCGGCUCGCCGCAGAAAUCGCCCAUCCGUAAACCUCACCCCUUCCUGCAAUCGCCCAAGCAAGGCUCCAACUCGCCCUACCAGCAGUUGGUGCUCACCAAACAGAAGUGUCCCGACCGGUUCAUGAGCCUGGAGUACAGCCCCGCCGGCAAGGAGUAUGUCAGGCAACUGGUCUACGUUGAGCAGUCGGGCUCCAGCCCCAAGAUGAAGACGGGGUUGAGGCAUAAAUAUUCCCCCAACCCCAUUGGCGGCUCCUACUCGCUGCAGCACAGCCCCUGCCUGGUCCGGGACCAACGCUUGGAGAUCAAAUCAGGUGACUACAGCAGCAUGGAGGGACCCGACUUCUGCCCUGGUCCAACGGGUGGCCAGGUGGCCCAGGGUGAGGACUCCAUGUCAUGGUCCAGCCAACAGGACACCUUGUCCUCCACCGGCUACUCGCCCUCCACCCGAAAGAGGAAAAGCCGAAAGCCUUCCCUAUCCCACGACCCCAACGCCUCCUCCACGGACGGCUCGGGGGACCGGGAGGUGUUGGGCGAGCAGAUGCUGGGUGAGGAACGAGCCACCCCGGGACCCAACAGGUCACCGAUGAACCGUACGGAGAGUAAGGCGGCAGAGGCGGAGGCGGCGCGGGGCUUCCCCGAGCCCUUCCUGGCACAGGCACGCCUGGCUUGGGAAGCCCAGCAAGCCCACUACCACAUGAAACAACGGAGCAGCUGGGAUUCCCAAAAGGACGGUUCGGGCUACGAGAGUGACGGUGCCCUCCCUUUACCCAUGCCGGGUCCGGUGGUGCGAGCCUUCAGCGAGGACGAGGCGUUGGCGCAGCAGGAGAACAAGCACUGGAAGAGGAACACCUUCGAGAAGCUGGGCUUCCCCCAGAUCCUGCUGGAGAAGAGCGUCUCUGUGCAGACCAACCUGGCCUCCCCCGAGCCCUACUUGCAUCCGUCUCAGUCGGAGGAUCUCGGUGCCUGCGCCCAGUUCGAGAGCAGCAGACAGACCAGGAACAUGAUGCCUAGCGCCAGCUGUGUCUUCCCCACCUUCAACCUGCGGAAGCCCUCCUCGGAGACGGACAUUGAGAACUGGGCCUCCAAGCACUUCAACAAGCACACCCAAGGGCUCUUCCGCAGGAAGGUGUCCAUCGCCAACAUGCUGGCCUGGAGCAGCGAGUCCAUCAAGAAACCCAUGAUCAUGACCAACGACCGUAACGUCAAGAAAGAGGCGUGCGAGAUAUUUAAACUGAUUCAGAUGUACAUGGGGGACCGGCGGGCCAAGACGGACCAACUCAACGUGGCCUUGGAGAUCGCCACCAAAGGCUGGAGCAUGCAGGGUCUGAGAGACGAGCUCUACAUCCAGCUGUGCCGGCAGACCACCGAGAACUUCCGUUACGAGAGCCUGGCCCGGGGCUGGGAGCUCAUGGCCAUUUGUUUGGCCUUUUUCCCACCCACACCCAAAUUUCAUUCCUACCUAGAAGGAUAUAUUUACAGGCACAUGGAUCCGGUGAAUGACACUAAAGUGACCCAGCACAUUAAAGAGAUCCUGGAAAGGACCAAUAAGAAGAAAUCCAAAUUGAGAAAGAAACCCAAGUCCCAUAUCGAGGAGCACGAUGGGGUGGCAAUAAGCACUUACGCCAAGUACUGCUACAACAAGCUGCAGAAGGCAGCUCUGACGGGAGCCAAGAAGGGCCUGAAGAAGCCAAACAUCGAGGAGAUCCGCCACGCCAAGAACGCCGUCUUCAACCCUUCCAUGUUCGGCAGCUCCCUGCAGGACAUCAUCAACAUGCAGAAGGAGCGGUACCCCGACCGGCAGCUGCCCUGGGUGCAGACCCGCCUCUCCGAGGAGGUCCUGGCGCUCAACGGGGACCAAACCGAGGGCAUCUUCAGAGUCCCCGGUGACAUCGACGAGGUCAACGCGCUCAAGCUGCAGGUGGACCAGUGGAAGAUCCCUACUGGCUUGGAGGACCCCCACGUUCCUGCCUCCCUGCUGAAGCUCUGGUACCGGGAGCUGGAGGAGCCGCUGAUCCCCCACGAGUUUUACGAGCAGUGCAUCACCCACUACGAGAACCCCGAGGCGGCCAUCGCCGUCGUCCACUCUCUGCCCAGGAUCAACAAAAUGGUGCUGUGCUACCUCAUCCGCUUCCUACAGGUGUUCGUGCAGCCGGCCAACGUGGCCGUCACCAAGAUGGACGUCAAUAACCUGGCCAUGGUGAUGGCCCCCAACUGCCUGCGCUGCCAGUCGGACGACCCGCGGAUCAUCUUCGAGAACACCCGCAAGGAGAUGUCCUUCAUCCGGGUGCUCAUCCAGCACCUCGACACCAGCUUCAUGGAGGGCGUCCUAUAGCAGCCGCCACCGAGUCCCCCCGCCGUGAGCCCCCUCCCCUCCGACCCCGCUCGGCCGAGGAGCACAAGCCGGACCCCGCAGAAGGAGGGUGCUGGGUGGCUCGCGUCCCCCGCCUCUCCGCGCCGCAACACCCUGCCCGUCUCCGUUCCCCCUCCGCCCGUCCUACCACGGGGCACGGCACCGUUCCCCACGCCCCACCCCGACCCUCCGGCCAUCUCACUGCCCACCUCUUCGCCGGCCGGAGGGAUCGGCCGCUCUUGGGGGGGGUCCCCAGGGACGGCAGCACCCACAGAGCCGGCGAGGAGCGUCCCUGCUCCCCGGGGACGGGCGGUGCGGCCGUGGGUGACAGCAGGCAGCGGGUGACGACAGCGUGGGGGACAGGGGAGGCUGGGCGGGGAGUCAAACAGGUCCCCCCUCACAUCUCCAUUGGGGUUGGGCAGAGAGCAGAGCUGUGGGGCAGCCGUGGGGCAGGGAGCGCCUCCAGGGCCGGUGCUGAGCUGAGCAGGCGUCGAGCACCCGGAGAAUGUGGCACAUCGGGGACCAGAGCGACAAGUGUCCCGGUGCCAGGAGAGUCCCGGCCCGCAGGGAAGGAGGCCACGGGCACAACCGGGACGCGUCUCGCGGCAGAGCUGGGUGCACCCACGGGUGGGUGCUGGGGGUCCCUUUGGGAGCUGCCGUGCCCCGGGUGGCUCGUUGCAGCCGGUUGACCAUCCUGGGGUGCUGGAGGAGGUGGGCAGGCAGGUCGCUGCCCGCGCACGGCACGGCGCCCAUCCCGGGCAGCGCACCAGACCCAUCUCACCGCAUGUUGGCACCACCAGGACCCAAAGGACCUGUCUCGGCACCCACUAUGUCUGCUUGGCCCUGCUGGACCCAUCACAGGGCCCACCAUCUGCUCCUGGCUUUGAAAGACCCAUCCUGGCACCUCUGCCUGGCCCUGCCCAUCUCCUCUUGGCACCCGCAAUCUCUGCUUGGUCCUUCUGGGCCCAUCUUGGUGCCCACCAUAACCUCUUGCUCCUGCUGGACCCAUCUUGGUGCCCACCAUCACCUCCUCCUCCUGCUGGACCCAUCUUAGUGCCCACCAUAAUCUCUUGCUCCUUCUGGACCCAUCUUGGUGCCCACCAUCUCCUCCUCCUCCUGCUGGACCCAUCUUGGUGCCCACCAUCACCUCCUCCUCCUGCUGGACCCAUCUUGGUGCCCACCAUCUCCUCCUCCUCCUGCUGGACCCAUCUUGGUGCCCACCAUCACCUCCUCCUCCUGCUGGACCCAUCUUGGUGCCCACCAUCACCUCCUCCUCCUGCUGGACCCAUCUUGGUGCUCACUAUUUCCCCCUGAUUCUCCUGGACCCAUCUUGGUGCCCAUCAUCACCUCCUGGUCCUGCUGGACUCAUCUUGGUGCCCCUCAUCUCUGCUUGGUUUUCCUGGACCCAUCAUGGCAUCUGUCAUGUUCUUCUGGUGCUGCUGGAACCACCUUGGCACUCAUCAUGUCCUCCUGGUUCUCCUGGAACCAUCUUGGUGCCCAUCAUCUCUGCAUGGUUCCAUCCAAAACAUCUUGGUACCCAUCAUCUCCUGCUCCUGCUGGACCCAUCUUGGUCCCCAACAUCUUCUCCUGGACCCAUCUUGGCAUCCAUCAUCUCCUUCCACUCCUGCUGGACCUAUCUUGGUUCCCAUCACCUCUGCUUUGCCCUGCUGGACACAUCUUGUCAUCUGGCAUGUCCUACUGGUCCUCCUGGACCCACCUUGGAGCCCAUCAUCUCCUCCUGGUCCUGCUCAAACCAUCUUGACACCCAUCAUCUCUGCUUGGCCCUGCUGGACACAUCUUGGCACCCACCAUCUCCUCCUAGUCGUGCCCAACUCAUCUUGGUGCCCAUCAUCUCUGCUUGACCCUACUGGACCCAUCUUGGUGCCCCUCAGUUCUUCCUGCUCCUGGCCAACCCAUCCUGACACCCACCAUCUCCUCCUUCUGCUGGAGCCAUCUUGGCACCCACCAUCUCCUCCAGGUCCUGUGGGGCCCAUUCUGGCACCCACCAUCUCCUCCAGGUCCUGUGGGGCCCACCUUGGCACCCACCAUCUCCUCCAGGUCCUGCUGGGCCCAUUUUGGCACCCACCAUCUCCUCCAGGUCCUCCUGGGCCCACCUUGGCACCCACCAUCUCUUCCAGGUCCUGCGGGGCCCACCUUGGCACCCACCAUCUCCUCCAGGUCCUGUGGGGCCCACCUUGGCACCCACCAUCUCCUCCAGGUCCUGCUGGGCCCAUUUUGGCACCCACCAUCUCCUCCAGGUCCUCCUGGGCCCACCUUGGCACCCACCAUCUCCUCCAGGUCCUGCGGGGCCCACCUUGGCACCCACCAUCUCCUCCAGGUCCUCCUGGGCCCACCUUGGCACCCACCAUCUCCUCCAGGUCCUGUGGGGCCCAUUCUGGCACCCACCAUCUCCUCCAGGUCCUGUGGGGCCCACCUUGGCACCCACCAUCUCCUCCAGGUCCUGCUGGGCCCAUUUUGGCACCCACCAUCUCCUCCAGGUCCUGUGGGGCCCACCUUGGCACCCACCAUCUCCUCCAGGUCCUGCGGGGCCCACCUUGGCACCCACCAUCUCCUCCAGGUCCUGUGGGGCCCACCUUGGCACCCACCAUCUCCUCCAGGUCCUGCGGGGCCCACCUUGGCACCCACCAUCUCCUCCAGGUCCUCCUGGGCCCACCUUGGCACCCACCAUCUCCUCCAGGUCCUCCUGGGCCCACCUUGGCACCCACCAUCUCCUCCAGGUCCUGCGGGGCCCACCCUGACCCCCACCCUCUCCUCCCAGACCCACCCCAGCACCCCCCUCCCCCCCCAUCCCCACCGCUGGAGCUGAAGGGUCCCCCUGGCA
Molecule: messenger RNA, 6361 nt
Organism: Phalacrocorax carbo (great cormorant)
Lineage: Eukaryota; Metazoa; Chordata; Aves; Suliformes; Phalacrocoracidae
Source: RefSeq, a predicted model, not a curated record